GCCGCGCGCGGGCUGGAGCCGGGCGGCGCGCCUGUGGAGCGCUGGGGGCGGCCCGGGGCUGAGCAUGGAGCGGCGCGGCGGAGAGUCAGUCCUUAGCCCUGUUCAGACCAGAGUUGGGCAGUGGCCUGGGUCCCAGGAAGAAGUCAGGUUCCCCUGGAGGCCCUUGGCCAGGCCUGAGCCCCUGUCGCCAUGGCCAUUGUGCAGACUCUGCCAGUGCCACUGGAGCCCACUCCUGAGGCCACCACUGCCCCACAACCUCCAGCCAUGGGCAGCGUGAGCAGCCUCAUCUCAGGCCGGCCCUGCCCUGGGGGGCCAGCUCCUCCCCGCCACCACGGACCCUCUGGGCCCACCUUCUUCCGCCAGCAGGAUGGCCUGCUACGGGGUGGCUAUGAGGCACAGGAGCCACUGUGCCCAGCUGUGCCCCCUAGGAAGGCCGUCCCUGGUACCAGCUUCACCUACAUCAACGAGGACUUCCGGACAGAGUCACCCCCCAGCCCGAGCAGUGACCUUGAGGAUGCCCGAGAGCAGCGGGCACGCAAUGCCCAUCUCCGCGGCCCCCCACCCAAGCUCAUCCCUGUCUCUGGAAAGCUGGAGAAGAACAUGGAGAAAAUCCUGAUCCGCCCAACAGCCUUCAAGCCAGUGCUGCCCAAACCUCGAGGGGCACCAUCCCUACCUAGCUUCCUGGGUCCUCGGGCCGCCGGACUGUCUGGGAGCCAGGGCAGCCUAACACAGCUGUUUGGGGGCCCUGCCUCGUCCUCCUCUUCCUCCUCCUCCUCGGCUGCUGACAAACCCUUGGCACUGAGUGGCUGGGCCAGUGGCUGCCCAUCGGGGACACUGUCUGACUCCGGCCGAAAUUCACUGUCCAGCCUGCCCACCUACAGCACCGGGGGUGCAGAGCCAGCCAACGGCUCCCCAGGCGGGCACCUGCCCUCCCAUGGCCCUGGGCGGGGGGCACUGCCGGGUCCAGCCCGAGGGGCCCCUACUGGGCCCUCCCACUCGGACAGUGGUCGGUCUUCCUCCAGCAAGAGCACAGGCUCCCUGGGAGGCCGUGUGGCUGGGGGGCUCUUGGGCAGCGGUGCCCGGGCCUCCCCUGACAGCGGCUCCUGUGGGGAGCGCUCUCCGCCCCCGCCCCCACCCCCGCCACCCCCUUCGGAUGAGGCCCUGCUGCACUGUGUCCUGGAAGGAAAGCUCCGAGACCGUGAGGCAGAGCUGCAGCAGCUGCGGGACAGUCUGGACGAGAGUGAGGUGACCAUGUGUCAGGCUUACGAGGACCGGCAGCGGCACUGGCCGCGGGAGCGCGAGGCCCUGCGGGAGGACGGUGCGGCCCGGGCACAGCGGGCACAGCGGGCCCAACAGCUGCUGCAGCUGCAGGUAUUCCAGCUGCAGCAGGAGAAGCGGCAGCUGCAGGACGACUUUGCACAGCUGCUGCAGGAACGGGAGCAGCUGGAGCGGCGCUGCGCCACCUUCGAGCGGGAGCAGCGGGAGCUCGGGCCGAGGCUCGAGGAGACCAAGUGGGAGGUGUGCCAGAAGUCAGGCGAGAUCUCCCUGCUGAAGCAGCAACUGAAGGAGUCUCAGGCGGAGCUGGUGCAGAAGGGCAGCGAGCUGGUGGCGCUGCGGGUGGCGCUGCGAGAAGCCCGAGCCGCACUACGGGUCAGUGAGGGCCGGGCGCGGGGCCUGCAGGAGGCGGCCCGGGCUCGGGAGCUGGAGCUGGAGGCCUGUUCCCAGGAGCUGCAGCGGCACCGCCAGGAGGCCGAGCGGCUGCGAGAGAAAGCCGGCCAGUUGGACACCGAGGCCGCCGGACUCCGGGAACCCCCCGCGCCACCUGCCACCGCCGACCCCUUCCUCCUGGCGGAGAGCGAUGAGGCCAAGGUGCAGCGGGCAGCGGCCGGGGUCGGGGGCAGCCUGCGGGCCCAGGUGGAGAGGCUACGGGCAGAGCUGCAGCGGGAGCGGCGGCGGGGCGAGGAGCAGCGGGACAGCUUCGAGGGCGAGCGGCUGGCCUGGCAGGCGGAGAAGGAGCAGGUGAUCCGCUACCAGAAGCAGCUGCAGCACAACUACAUCCAGAUGUACCGGCGCAACCGGCAGCUGGAGCAGGAGCUGCAGCAGCUCAGCCUGGAGCUGGAGGCUCGGGAGCUCGCCGACCUGGGCCUGGCCGAGCCGGCCCCCUGCAUCUGCCUGGAGGAGAUCACCGCCACCGAAAUCUAGGGCCCUCGGCGUCCCGGAUCUGCGGGGAGCCUUGCCAAAGGGCGGGGGGGGGGGGGGGGGGGGGGGCCGCCGGGCCACUGAGGGCCCCAGAGCCGCCCGUCCCCCCACCCCGGGGGUCCAGGCCUCUGGGCCUCUGCCAAGAACUUGGGGCUGCCCUGUGACUCGGAUGAGCAAGAUCAGACUCCUCGAAGGUCCCCGUGUUCACUGUCACCCAGAGGUUCCUGCUCACUCGACCCGUUUCACUCCCCAGCUGCCGCCAUUGCCACUCUGCCGACCGCAUUCAUCCCAGACGCCCGGGGUGGGUGGGGGGGACGGGGAGUGCUGGGAAGAAGAAGGGGUUCCCUCGUUUCCACACUCCCCUACCCCGAAGCCAGAGAGAGCCAGACAGUGCCAGCUGCUCCAGAUGUGCCUGCCCCCACCCUGCCCGUGUCGGGCGACAGGGCUGGGACUGGGGUCUGACCCCCAGGUUCCAGCUCUGCAGCCUGUCUCCCAGGGUGAGGGGCUGUAGUCAGACCAAAGGAAGAACUCAGAAACGUCUUGUUUAUUUGUGUUUGUGACCAAGUGGCCCCUCCCCACACCCAGGUUUAUGGCCUCGUUUUCACUUGUGUAUUUUUCCACACUGUAAAUUUCUUGUACAAACCCAAAGAAACAAAUUAAAAUUUUUUCUGUUUGUAAAAAAA
Herpailurus yagouaroundi (jaguarundi) is the source of this 2882-nucleotide messenger RNA. It is a transcript of the gene LZTS2, whose product is annotated as leucine zipper tumor suppressor 2. The transcript has 6 exons. Lineage: Eukaryota; Metazoa; Chordata; Mammalia; Carnivora; Felidae. Gene Ontology annotation, biological process: cell division; negative regulation of canonical Wnt signaling pathway. The record is from RefSeq and is a predicted model, not a curated record. Bases 190 to 2202 code for a protein of 670 amino acids.